Molecule: messenger RNA, 365 nt
Organism: Penicillium mononematosum
Lineage: Eukaryota; Fungi; Ascomycota; Eurotiomycetes; Eurotiales; Aspergillaceae
Exons: 3
Coding region: 90-365 (91 amino acids)
Source: RefSeq, a predicted model, not a curated record
CAUGGCCAAAGACACUGGCAAAGUCUCCCCACCCCAAUCCUUCUCGCGUUCCCCAAGGCAAACACAAGAAGGCAGGCCACUUGUCCAAGAUGAAGGCACACAAGAAGGCCAUCAAAAAGCGCAAGUGGGCACGUAUUACCGCGCGGUACAAUGCCCUGGCUGAGCACUACCUGCAGCAAGUAAGGUCCUCCAAUGCAGAUUCUGUUUUGAGAAUCCAUUGGAUGGGGGGUUCAGCCCAUCCAGAGGAGAUGCGUAACCGAUGUCUCAAAAUCAUCCACGACAUGGCAGUGGAUGGAGACAACCGAGAUAACCCUUCUGUCAAGCCAAAGAAGAAGGAGAAACAGACUGGCAACUCCGUUGCGUAG